AUGUACACGAUAGCCAUCUUGGGGAACUUCACCAUCCUAUUCAUUGUGAAGAGGGAGCCGAGCCUCCAUGGGCCUAUGUACUAUUUCCUCUGCAUGCUGGCCAUCAGCGACCUGGUCCUGUCUACAUCCAUCCUACCCAAAACACUGAGCAUCUUCUGGUUGAAUUCCAGAGAGAUAGAUUUCAGUGCCUGCCUCACCCAGGUGUACUUCAUUCAGUGCUUCUCAGUGAUAGAGUCUGGGAUCUUCGUGGCCAUGGCUUUGGAUCGCUACAUGGCCAUCUGCCACCCCCUGAGACAUUCCACCAUCCUGACAAACCCCGUGGUGGCCAAGAUUGGUCUGGCUCUGGUGCUGUGUGGCAGCAUAGUCAGACUGCCCUUUCUCCUCCUGGCAAGGCGGUGGCCAUAUUGCAGGACCAACAUCAUCCCCCACACAUACUGUGACCAUAUAGCUGUGGUGAAGCUGGCCUGCAACAAUACCCACAUCAGUAGAUACUACGGCCUCUUUGUGGUAUUCUUUGUGACUGGUCUGGAUGUGCUUUUUAUUGCUGUGUCCUACACCCAGAUCCUCAGAGCCAUCUUCAGCCUCCCCACAAAGGACGCCCGGCUCAAAACUUUUGGGACCUGCAGCUCCCACCUCUGUGUCAUCUUAGCCUUUUACAUCCCCGCUCUCUUCUCCUUCCUCACGCAGCGGUUUGGCCACAAUGUGCCCCUGCAUUUCCAUGUUCUCAUGCCAACAUAUAUCUCCUGGUGCCCCCCAUGCUAA
Molecule: messenger RNA, 762 nt
Organism: Caretta caretta (loggerhead turtle)
Lineage: Eukaryota; Metazoa; Chordata; Testudines; Cheloniidae
Product: putative olfactory receptor 52L2
Biological process (GO): G protein-coupled receptor signaling pathway
Cellular component (GO): plasma membrane
Molecular function (GO): olfactory receptor activity
Source: RefSeq, a predicted model, not a curated record